Molecule: messenger RNA, 3010 nt
Organism: Piliocolobus tephrosceles (Ugandan red Colobus)
Lineage: Eukaryota; Metazoa; Chordata; Mammalia; Primates; Cercopithecidae
Product: metaxin-1
Exons: 8
Coding region: 231-1634 (467 amino acids)
Biological process (GO): mitochondrion organization
Cellular component (GO): SAM complex; cytoplasm
Source: RefSeq, a predicted model, not a curated record
AGGACCAGACUGUGGAACACUGUGGGUACUAGCGGAUGGGCCGUGACCCGGAUGAAGCAGAGGUGCGCCUGAGUUCCCGUUACCUAAGCAACAGCCUGCGAGCCGCUCUUCCCCUCCCCCACCCAAGCCCCAGCCCGGCCUUGCCUCCGGACGCCGCCACCGCCCCUGUUUUGUUUCCAUGGCGACAGGCGGCGCAGGGCCCGCUCCAAACAUAACGCGCUGUGGAAAACAUGCUGCUCGGGGGACCCCCCCCGCGCAGUCCCCGCUCGGGGACGAGCCCCAAGGGGCCCCGGAGCAGUACAGGCCACGUGCAGUUUGGCAAGAGCCCUCAGACCUGGCCCAGGCGCACAAGACCCCGCUCUCCUGAGCCUACUGCGCCUUCAGGGGCUCCGGGCUUCACUCAGCCGAGGCGCCGUGACUCGCUGAGUCGCGCCGGGCCGCCAGCGCUGUCCCGCUACGUGGGCCACCUCUGGAUGGGCCGGCGGCCGCCCUCCCCGGAGGCCCGCGGCCCAGUCCCCCGCAGUUCAGCUGCCAGUCGGACCAGAAGGAGCCUCGCCUCCCCGGGGACCUCCCCGGGCCCCCUGACCGCAACUACCGGAGGGGCGGUGGUAGGGGGCGGGUCCGUGCAGGGCAGGGCAGGAGCACACAAGGAAGUGUUUCCGGGACAGAGGGCGGGCAAGAUGGCGGCGCCCAUGGAGCUGUUCUGCUGGUCAGGGGGCUGGGGGCUGCCCUCAGUGGACCUGGACAGCCUUGCCGUGCUGACCUAUGCCAGAUUUACUGGUGCUCCACUGAAGGUACACAAGAUCAGCAACCCCUGGCGGAGCCCUUCAGGAACUCUGCCUGCCCUUCGGACCAGUCAUGGAGAGGUCAUCUCAGUUCCACACAAGAUCAUCACCCACCUUCGAAAAGAGAAGUACAAUGCUGAUUAUGAUCUGUCAGCUCGGCAAGGGGCAGACACCCUGGCCUUCAUGUCUCUCCUGGAGGAGAAGUUGCUCCCGGUGCUGGUACAUACUUUCUGGAUAGACACCAAGAACUAUGUGGAAGUGACCCGGAAGUGGUAUGCAGAGGCUAUGCCCUUUCCCCUCAACUUCUUCCUGCCUGGCCGCAUGCAGCGGCAGUACAUGGAACGGCUAGAGCUGCUGAGUGGGGAGCACGUGCCUGAGGAUGAGGAAGAGCUGGAGAAGGAGCUGUACCGAGAGGCUCGAGAGUGUCUGACCCUGCUCUCUCAGCGCCUGGGCUCUCAAAAGUUCUUCUUUGGAGAUGCCCCUGCCUCCUUGGACGCCUUCGUCUUUAGCUACUUGGCCCUGCUGCUGCAGGCAAAGCUGCCCAGUGGGAAGCUGCAGGCCCACCUGCGGGGGCUGCACAACCUCUGUGCCUAUUGUACCCACAUCCUCAGUCUCUACUUCCCCUGGGAUGGAGCUGAGGUACCACCGCCACGCCAGACACCAGCAGGCCCAGAGACUGAGGAGGAGCCAUACCGGCGCCGGAACCAGAUCUUAUCUGUGCUGGCAGGACUGGCAGCCAUGGUGGGCUACGCCUUGCUCAGCGGCAUUGUCUCCAUCCAGCGGGCAACGCCUGCUCGGGCCCCAGGCACCCGGGCCCUGGGCAUGGCUGAGGAGGACGAAGAGGAAUGAUUUGUCCUCACGCUCCCAGGACUGGUUUUUCUACUCUCGUGCAUUCCAGAGGCCCCCGUGCCUCCUCUUUGCUGGUACAGCCGGACACGGGGUGCUGCCCCCCAGAAUAAAGCCACUCACACUGACUGGGCUCAAACAUUUUCUCCUUUAAGAGCUGCCAUUUUUCCUGGUUAGUCCCACAGGAACCAUCUGGGUGCCUGGGCACACCUGCUGCUGCUUUAAGGCUUCCGCCCUGAUGCUGACACUGCUGCUCCACGGGCCCAGUUCUGCAUCUCCAGGAAAGACAAACAGUCUCCAGUUUUGGGCCCAGCUUUCCUAGUCUCUUCUUUUCCUUACCCUCACCCUUCAUCUUGUGUUUGUACGACAGUGAGCUCACCCUAGGCCUGGGCCCAGGUCCAGUUUCCAAAGCAAGCAGCACACAGUGCACGUUCACAUAAGCAUGGGGGCUGGGGGGACACUGGGGCUUACUGAUCUUUUUCUAGGGGCCUCCAGCCCCUGGCACCACCUAGAGGGGAAAGUGAAUCACCCAAACCACUGCCCUUGGGCUUAUGUCGCUGUAAGCUCACCCUGGCCCUGCUGUGCCCUCUUUAGCCACAGACAGCGUGUGAGCUGACUCUGUCCCUUUAAUGCUCAGGCUGAGCUUGAGUAUCCACUCCAUCACUGGCGACGCCACAGGUAGGUGUGAAUGGAGUAGCCAGGUGAGAUCGUCUCCAGGAAGCCCACGGCAGGAUCCUUGAUGGUAAGAGGCACAUCCUUAGAGGAGCUAGGGAGUGGGGAGGAGAAACUAAGAGUGUGAUCCUGCCAAGGCCCCCGACCCUGUCUUCAGCCCACUUCCCAGACCCCACUAUUGCCCUCACCGGUUUAGCACGACCACAACGGCAGAGCCAUCGGGAUGCAUCAGUGCCACUGUGUCCAGGUCGUUCUUCUGACUGGCAACCAGCCCCACUCUCUGGGAGCCCUCAGGAAUGAACUUGCUGAAUGUGGGAACAGAUGGUCAGAGUCCGUCGGGGUACCGCCCAUGAAACCCUCAUCUAAGAAGUCACCCACCCAUAUACCCACCUCAUAACUCCUGCAGAAGCUCUGCCCUGGGUCUCUAGACCUGGAGCCAUGCUGCUGGGCACUGACCCUGCUUUUCUACAUCACAGUCCAGCCUCAGGCAUUGGGGUUGUCUGUUGCUACCUAGUCACUUCCUGCCUCCAUGGUGCAAAAGGGGAUGGGUGUGCCUCUCCCGAGGUCCACCCUAAACACCUUCCUGCUCCCUCAUGGUGUAGAGUGAUGUAAGCCAUCUGAUGUAGGAGAUGAUAAGCCUGGUAUGGAAUGGGGGUGCCCGCCCUCCACUCACCUGAAGUGACCAAGGUGGUAGAACAUGGGCUGUU